AACACGCGACUUAGUAGUUUGGAGGGCAACACCGUCCCCUCUGGGCGGCAAGCGACAGGCUGCUGUAAG
This is a messenger RNA of Gryllus bimaculatus (two-spotted cricket), 69 nucleotides long. The record is from the annotation of a GenBank genome assembly. NCBI's taxonomy places the organism in Eukaryota, Metazoa, Arthropoda, Insecta, Orthoptera, Gryllidae.